AUGGGUGCGCACACGCUUCUCACCCCGGUUGUCAGCAAGAUCUUCUGCAGCUCCCUGCAGGCCGUGCUCCUGGGAGGAGUCGUCCAAGCGCUGAGCGUUCACAACCGGUGGAAAGGGUACCUCAUGGACUACGGCGAGCCGAGCAAGCCGGUGUUCAGCUUGCAGGACCCGAAGCCGGUGCUCAGCUGCGCGGCGGGCGACGUCCGGGUCACCGUCGAACCCAAGGGGAGGAAGCGGCACUGGGACUACGAGGUCACGGGAUCCUUCGCCCACAGGGCUUGCGCCGUCAAGAGCCGCACAGGCCACGUCGUAGCACAGAUUGGAGUGAAGGGGAUGAUGGCCGGCCGGGACUUCUACCAUGUGGUGGUGCAGCCGGGCUAUGACCAGGCCUUUGUGAUUGGCGUAAUUGCCAUCCUCGACAACAUGAAUGGGGAAUCCACAAGGUGUUAA
Messenger RNA from Triticum turgidum subsp. durum (durum wheat), 450 nucleotides. The record is from the annotation of a GenBank genome assembly. Lineage: Eukaryota; Viridiplantae; Streptophyta; Magnoliopsida; Poales; Poaceae.